Molecule: messenger RNA, 2031 nt
Organism: Gastrolobium bilobum
Lineage: Eukaryota; Viridiplantae; Streptophyta; Magnoliopsida; Fabales; Fabaceae
Product: probable leucine-rich repeat receptor-like protein kinase At5g63930
Exons: 4
Coding region: 1-2031 (676 amino acids)
Biological process (GO): protein phosphorylation
Molecular function (GO): ATP binding; receptor serine/threonine kinase binding; protein kinase activity
Source: RefSeq, a predicted model, not a curated record
AUGGGUUUUUCUGUGCUUGUUCUCUUCUCUUUCCUGUUUUUCCUCUUGAACUCAACAUGUGUUUGUGGGAAUGAAGAGCUGAAAGCACUGAUGGACAUUAAAGCCAGUUUGGAUCCAGAGAGCCAUUAUUUACACUCAUGGACUAACAAUGGUAACCCAUGUGGUGGUUCUUUUGAAGGAGUAGCAUGCAAUGAGAAGGGUCAGGUGGCAAACGUUUCUUUGCAGGGAAAGGGUCUCUCAGGGAAGCUUUCACCAGCCAUUGCUGGGCUUGAGCACUUGACAGGACUCUACUUGCAUUAUAACUCUUUGUAUGGUGAGAUACCAAGAGAAAUUGCAAACUUGACUGAGCUUAGUGAUUUGUAUUUGAAUGUGAAUCACCUGUCUGGGGAAAUCCCUCCUGAGAUCUCCAGCAUGGAGAACUUGCAAGUUUUGCAGCUUUGUUGUAACCAGUUGACAGGAAGCAUACCUACACGGCUUGGUGCUUUGAAAAAGCUUAGUGUUGUUGCUCUGCAGUCAAAUCAGUUAACUGGUGCUAUCCCUGCUAGUCUCGGUGAUUUGGGUAUGCUGGUGAGGUUAGAUUUGAGCUCUAAUCAUUUCUUUGGUUCCAUUCCCACAAGCCUAGCCGAUGCUCCUUCACUGAAAGUUCUAGAUGUUCACAACAAUUCACUUUCUGGGAAUGUACCUCCUGCUCUGAAGAGACUAGAUGAUGGUUUUUUGUAUGAACAAAAUCUGGGGUUAUGUGGAGUUGAGUUUUCAUCCCUGAAAACUUGCAAUGCUUCGGAUCAUGUCAAUCCCAGCAGACCUGAACCUUAUGGAGCACCAACAAGAGAUAUCCCAGAAACUGCAAACGUUAAGUUACCUUGCAAUGGAACUCGGUGCUUGAAUUCAUCAAAGUCCACUCAAGCCACAUCAGUUACAGUUGGCAUAUUUGUGUCUGUAAUUGCAAUGUCAGCAAUAGGUGUUUUGACCUUCAUACUAUAUCGUAGGAGGAAACAAAAGCUUGGAAAUUCUUUUCAUAUCUCUGAUAGCCGUCCAAGUACUGAUGAAGCCAAGGGUGUAUACAGGAAAAAUGGAUCUCCUUUGGUCAGUCUUGAGUACUCUUCUGGAUGGGACCCUUUGGCUGAUUGUAGGAAUUUCAAUGGGGGUAGCCAAGAUAUAUUCCAGAGUUUCAGGUUCAACUUGGAAGAAGUGGAGUCAGCUACUCAAUAUUUCUCGGAGUUGAAUUUGUUGGGUAAGAGUAACUUUAGUGCAACAUAUAAAGGAGUUUUAAGAGAUGGAUCUGUUGUGGCUGUGAAGAGCAUCAGUAAAACUAGUUGUAAGUCGGAUGAAUCUGAGUUCUUGAAGGGAUUGAACAUUUUGACCUUAUUGAGGCAUGACAAUUUAGUGAGGUUGAGAGGAUUUUGUUGUUCAAGGGGACGAGGUGAAUGUUUUCUGAUUUAUGAUUUUGUUUCUAAUGGAAACCUGUCACGCUUCCUUGAUGUGAAAGAAGGUGAUGGAGAAGUCCUUGAAUGGUCAACUAGAGUUUCUAUUGUGAAAGGAAUUGCUAAAGGUAUGGCAUAUUUACAUGCAUACAAAGCGAACAAACCGAUUCUUGUUCACCAAAACAUCUCAGCUGACAAAGUUCUCAUUGAUCAGCGGUACAAUCCAUUGCUAGCAGAUUCUGGCCUUCACAAGCUUCUUACUAAUGAUAUUGUCUUCUCAGCACUUAAGGCUAGUGCAGCAAAGGGUUACUUGGCUCCUGAAUACACUACUACAGGCCGGUUUGCUGAGACAAGCGAUGUUUUUGCUUUUGGGGUGCUGGUUUUCCAGAUCCUUUCAGGGAAGCAGAAGAUCACUAGCUCAAUAAGGCUUGCUGCAGAAUCCUUAAGAUUCCAAGAAUUUAUUGACCCUAAUCUCCAUGGCAGGUUCUUUGAAUAUGAGGCAGCUAAACUAGCAAAGAUAGCUUUGCUUUGCUCCCAUGAGUCUCCUUUUGAGAGGCCAUCCAUGGAAGCCAUUGUUCAAGAACUGGGCAAUUGUAGUAGCUGUCUCUGA